AAAUCUCCAUUCGCCGAUCCUAGUUGAACCCAGACCCUCGCGUGUCCCCUUCAGAUCCCGAGAGAGUCGAUCUUCAGCACCUUGCGCCGACUCCGACGUUCAGAUGUCCCACGGAGACACUAUUCCCCUCCAUCCCUCCUCCCAGUCGGACAUCGAUGAGAUCGAGAACCUCAUCUACGAUAGCGUCCAAUCCAGCCAGGCAACUGUCCUUCCGGCGCGGCCGCCAAGCCCUCCGCGCGCCUCGAUUCCAGUUUCCUCCUCCCCCUUCAUCAAUUCUAAUAUUCCACCACCAUCCUAUCAGAAGGCGACGGUCUCUGCCCCUUCGAAACAGCCGGUUCCGGCAGUUCUUCCGGUCUCAUCCGCCGACUUCUCCACUCCCAGCGGGGGAGAUGCGCGCCAGGGGAUCUCCUCCGAUGCGUUUGGGUCACCAGCAAACACGCUAACGGAGCCUGUUUGGGACACCGUGAAGAGGGAUUUAUCUCGAAUUGUGAACAAUCUGAAGCUUGUGGUGUUUCCUAACCCAUAUCGUGAGGAUCCCGGUAAAGCAUUGAGAGAUUGGGAUCUCUGGGGGCCGUUCUUCUUUAUCGUAUUUCUGGGACUCGCGCUCUCUUGGUCUGCCUCCGUCAAAAAGUCUGAAGUAUUUGCGGUUGCAUUUGCCAUGCUUGCUGCUGGUGCAGUGAUACUCACAUUAAAUGUGUUGCUCCUGGGUGGCCACAUCAUCUUUUUCCAAAGUCUCAGUCUUUUAGGUUACUGCCUGUUUCCUCUCGACGUUGGAGCUUUGAUCUGCUUGCUAAAAGACAAUGUCAUUCUGAAAGUAAUAGUUGUUUCUGUAACGUUGGCAUGGAGCUCAUGGGCAGCAUAUCCUUUCAUGAGUGCUGCGGUUAAUCCCAGGAGAAAAGCCCUUGCCUUAUAUCCAGUCUUCCUCAUGUAUGUAUCCGUCGGUUUCUUAAUAAUUGCCAUUGAUUGAGGCAUCAAAAUCCAUAAGAAUUUCACAUCAAUUACAGUUUAACUAGACUUUGCCAUGAAGUUCCCACCAUUAAGUCAAUUUGCUCGUUGUCUCAACGAUACUUGAGAUUUUAGGUUGUUAAAGCUUGCCAGCUUUUUUGUGUAUGUUGCACUACUUUGUACUUUUCUUUUUUCUUACAUUAUUUUAUUUGUAUCCACACUCGGUUUCCUUGCACGUCAGACUGAACUGUGCUUGUGAAUUGCCUUCUCUGGUUCCAAACGGAUGAGUUUAAUUUUUUCUUGUUUUCCU
Dendrobium catenatum is the source of this 1255-nucleotide messenger RNA. Its product is annotated as protein YIPF6 homolog. The record is from RefSeq and is a predicted model, not a curated record. The transcript has 3 exons. NCBI's taxonomy places the organism in Eukaryota, Viridiplantae, Streptophyta, Magnoliopsida, Asparagales, Orchidaceae. Gene Ontology annotation, biological process: endoplasmic reticulum to Golgi vesicle-mediated transport. Gene Ontology annotation, cellular component: trans-Golgi network; membrane. The coding region runs from base 104 to 967 and encodes 287 amino acids.